UGACGUGUCCCUUUUUAAAUCCUUGAUCAAUUGGACGGAUGGAAUUUGGAGACGCGCAGGGCCGCUGAGAACGUACGGAACCCAUUCAUUGCUUCGUUUGCUUUUGCUUCAACCCAAAACAUCCUUCUCGCGAGGAACCAUCGAUCACAGACAUGGUGAGUGUUAUAGUAAUGUACAGAGCUCUGCUACGCAUGGUGAUGAAACCAGUAGGCAUGAGACCCCGAAAAGUGGAAAUCGAGCAAGGAACCAUCAUCAACUUUUGGGUUCCUGUCAAUCCCCAGAACAAAAAGCUCGCCGUUGUUCUCCUUCAUGGCUUCGCGGCCGACGGAAUCCUUACGUGGCAAUUCCAAGUCAUGGCACUGGCAAGAAAAUACGCCAUGUACGUCCCGGAUUUAGUGUUCUUCGGAGAGUCGACGACGGAGAGACCAGAGCGGUCGGUGGAGUUUCAGGCGGAGUGCAUGGCGGAGGGGUUGAAAAAGCUGGGAGUGGAGAAAUGCUGCGUGGGAGGGUUCAGUUAUGGAGGGUUCGUGGGGUUCAAGAUGGCUGAGAUGUACAGUGACAUGGUAGAGUCGGUGGUGGUGAGUGGGUCCAUCACUGAAUUGGUGGAAUCGAGCAGUGGUCCGGCUCUCCAGAGGAUCGGAGGCUUCUCCAGCUGGUCGGAAUUAUUGCUCCCUCGCACAGUGGAUGGAGUUAGGGUGCUCUUCGAUGUUGCCACUCACAAACGUAUCCCAUACCCUCGAUUCUUCCUUCGAGACUGCUUAAAGCAAAUUUGUGGCAAUGAGAAGAAGAAAGAAGAACUUUUGGAGGCACUUGCAAAGAAGAACGUAGAUUCAGCAAUAAUCCCCCACUAUCCACAGGCAAGUAGGGGAGAAAGCAGAAUUGCAUGUAAUAGAGGAGGCGGGUCACUUGGUUAUGUUGGAGCGCCCUUUCGUCUUCAAUUCCGUUAUCUCUCGCAUCCUUGCUUCCAUUCGGCCUGACCUACCGUUACGUUAGAAAAACUUGCAUCUCAUUGGCCCUUUUGUUAAUUCUCAGACACAUUUGUUUGUUUUUAUCAGCCUUUUUCUUCUCACUUAUAUAUGGUAAGAACUUUUAACAACAGAUAAUAUAUGUUUGCUCUCUUUUGAGUAAUAUUUAAUUAUGUUUGUUUGCUUUCUAUUAUCCUUAAAUGCUUUUUCGUUAAUUCUUUUCCUGUGUAAGCCCAAGCACUUGGAGCAUCUACGUGCAGUCACAGAAUAGAAAAUAUUCACUUCAACUUAUAAAGAUUGGUUCAGUGAGUAAAUAUUUGAUCAACGAUUUAAAAAGUUGUGGGUUCAUUGCUGGUAUGAAAAUCUUAUUAGUAAGUGAUGUAUACAUAUUUUUAUGACUGUUCUUUGAACUUGAAGCUUCACCCUAAUAAGCCUCAGGAUCCAACUUCACACAUGAACUUGCUUUGAUAAAAAAAAAUAUUCAGUAAGGGAUAAAAUUAAUGCAGGUCUAAUAGACUAAUAAAAGAGUGUUAAUGAUUAUUAAAAAUAUAAUUGGGUAAAUGACAUUUAAGGACCUUAAAUUCUGGAAAUUUCAAAUAAGACCAAGGCUAUCUGAAAUUAUAAUUACUCUGAAUUAUUUUUUCAAUACUGAACGUGUGUGUCAGAGUGUGUGUGUUUUGGAGCGUUACAUCGUUUAAUCUGUCAUGUUUAGAAUAGCCACGUCGACUUAUAAGGCCCAUUUUAGCGAGUCCCAAAAAACUAUGGAACUACCCCAUAAGAAUGAGAUUAUCCGAAAGCUCAGGUCUGUUUCUUAAUAUUAUUACCGUUGUUAACCCAAAGUCACAAACGUAGAAAGUAGAAAGAAAGCUGUCUCUGCCUCCAACGGUUAGAAUGCUAGCCGUUGAGAAACUCAACGCCAUUAGACAAAACGCUUACAUAUGCUUUUGUCCUGAGAUAAAACUCUUUUCGCACGGAAUACCCUUUUUUGUUCUUCUUUUUCAUUUUCUCUCUUGUCCCUGUAAAACCACCUCUCCAGAAGUCUUCCCUGGUUCGUGCCACAGAUAUGCCCUUCCGCUCUGAACACUCACUUUGGACGCUGCAGAAUCAAGCCAUACCGUGUGCUUGCUGAUUCUCUCCCUGUUCUGUUUUUCCCUUGUAUUUUGCUGAAACAGGCGCUAAGAGGAAAGCUGUAUGUCAGUGUGGGCUAUUUGUUGCUGGUGAAAUGGUGCUUUGUUUUGGUCAUAGGCAUUGGAAUUAGUAUUGGCUCUGGACGAGAUUUCCUUCUUUAUGUGGCUUGGCAGCUUUGAUUUUCAUGGGAUAUUGGAUCACUCUGUUUCAGUCAUGUUUCAUGUUAUGCAAAGAGAACUUUUGCAUGUCAGCUUUUAGUGCUUUGGCCUAGGAUGCGGUUGCAGCUUGUGAGAUGUUAAGUUGUAAUGUGAUUGAGGUUCAGCGUCAAGUACAUAUCAUGCACGAGGGUCAGGUACAUUUACUUUGAGACAUCAUGCACGUGUGAAAGUAUGCAUAUAUACUGGAAUGAAAGGCAUGGCGAGUGUCAUGAUAAAAUGAACAGGCUUUGUCAGUCCAUUAACAUAGGGUGUGUCUAAGAAACACUAAUUAUAUUUGACUCUCUUAUGAGUUAUGCAGGAGAAUAGCAAUUGAAGUUAUGCUGCCACAUUUAAGGAUGUAAGAAACUUAAGAUGUGUUUGGGAGAAAAGUUGGAGAUAGUUUCCCUAAACCCAACAAAUUAUUGGAUUUGGAAAAAUGAAUGCAUUAGGAAGUCAUCAUUUUAGACUUGACAUAUUUGAGCAUUUUCAUUGAAAGAAAAAAAAUGAUUAAGUGAUUAAACCUUAGGUGAUUUAAUAUUUGGAGAGUGAUGUGUCAACCACCUCACCCUCACCCACAACAACAACCAAUUUUCCUCGCCGGAGGCGUCUCUUUCCUCUUGGCUCAAAGGUGAUGUGAAAGUGUAGAGAGUCCCCAGCAGGAACAGCGUCAUUGUGGCUCUGAAGGACGUUGCAUAGAUUCUGGUGAAUGUGGUGCCUGUGAUGGAGGAAGACAAAAGGUUCACAACUAUGAGGUGGCUUGUUUUGCUCAUCUAGAGGUUCAGUUUAGGUUCUUCGCUUUGUCGCAGAAAGUUGGAGUGCUUGGGAGGCGAAGACCCGGUGAAGCCUGGUGUGGCUAUGCCGAUAGUCGUAGGCGAAGACAAGUGCAAAACGACGUCGUUGCUUUCUCCUGAGUGUUUUCUCGCGGGAAAAGUUCUGAUGAGUGUAUCAUCAUCCCCGGCGAGUGUCUUCUUCACCAAGUGGUGUUCUGUGAUGAUGGUAAUGAGAAUCUGAAAAAGCUGUGGAAUGGUAAUGAGCAAGGGAAGAAGCUGAAAAAGGAUGGCAAUGAGAAUCUGUUGGAGCUGUGGAAUGACCUCGGCGAAAUUCCGGUAUGGCCGGCAAAGGGUGUGGUCAUGAAUGAGGGCAAAGUCGCUGGACGCAGAAGGAAAGAGGAAAGAAAGGGACAGAUAUGGCAGAUAAGCCCUUUGGAUUUAAAUCUCAUUUCACCGAUGAAAUUGUUUUUUCUCUAUUAAAAAAAAUUAUCUAUCAUUUUUUCUUCAA
This is a messenger RNA of Prosopis cineraria, 3568 nucleotides long. RefSeq lists its product as uncharacterized. The record is from RefSeq and is a predicted model, not a curated record. Lineage: Eukaryota; Viridiplantae; Streptophyta; Magnoliopsida; Fabales; Fabaceae. The coding region runs from base 153 to 977 and encodes 274 amino acids. The transcript has 7 exons.